Messenger RNA from Boleophthalmus pectinirostris (great blue-spotted mudskipper), 627 nucleotides. Its product is annotated as DPY30 domain-containing protein 1-like. The record is from RefSeq and is a predicted model, not a curated record. NCBI's taxonomy places the organism in Eukaryota, Metazoa, Chordata, Actinopteri, Gobiiformes, Gobiidae. The coding region runs from base 304 to 627 and encodes 107 amino acids. The transcript has a single exon. Gene Ontology annotation, cellular component: Set1C/COMPASS complex.
CUAAAAGACUAUAUGACUAAGAGUCUCAAAGACUCAAAGACUAUAAGACUAUGUGAGGGAGCCAGUCCGUCUAUGAUUUUAGGUGGCGUUUUCCCCCUACACGUAACCGCAGCCUGCACUGGCGUGCCCACUCACACACAUCCGGAUACCGAGUUUGUUUUGUGUCUUGCUUUUAACUUGUUGCUUCUAAAUUUACUUUGCUAAUUGUUCAUAGUUUAAAGUAAAUUAAUCAACGUGUUAUUUUACUAAACGUGGUGAAAAUUUAAAGUGAAAAAGUAAGAAUCCACAGAGGAAGGAGUAAACAUGGACUCAGAGUACAUAAAAAAGCACCUGGGACACUGUUUGGCAAAGGGUCUUGCUGAAGUGGCUGAGCAGCGCCCCAAUGACCCAAUCUUGUACCUCGCUCAUUGGCUUUACAAAUACAAGGCCAACGUGAAAUAUGAGACACAGAAAAAGGCUGCAGCGGCUCAUAUGGAGGAAGAGUUGGCCAAAGCCAGAAAAGAAGCAUCACACCUUCAGAAGCUACAGGAGGAAGACAGAAAGCUCAACGAGGAAUUUGAAAAGUCUAAACAGCAGUACAAGAAACAACUGCAGUACCUGAUACACCUGCUCCUGAUGCACAAAUAG